Exserohilum turcica Et28A is the source of this 1545-nucleotide messenger RNA. RefSeq lists its product as uncharacterized. The record is from RefSeq and is a predicted model, not a curated record. The transcript is spliced from 3 exons. NCBI's taxonomy places the organism in Eukaryota, Fungi, Ascomycota, Dothideomycetes, Pleosporales, Pleosporaceae. Bases 483 to 1100 code for a protein of 205 amino acids.
UCGCAGACGCCCGCACGAGAACACGAGACCCCCCAGACCCCCAGACCCUGAGCGGCCGACUAGGCAGCCUGCAGUUUCAACUUGGCCCAGGAACUGGCUUGCCCUGCCUGAGGCUGUCCACGACACAUGCUCACCACCUCGCUCCCCCUUUGUCUCCAACGCUGCCUCUGCACACCGACGCUGCAUGCGCCGCGCGCCCGUCCAGCACACGCGGCUCGUAACCAGGAGAUGACCAUCAGAUGGAGAUGAGAUGAAGAUGAGCAGGGCCGAACGCGUGUUUCACCACGGGGCGCGCUGCCCUCCCCUGCAAUCAGGCCUGCCCCCGGCCUCGAGUCUUGAGGAUAUCGACGCUUGCUGCACUCCGCCCUCCUAUUUCUCGUCGUCCUAGUCUGCCCCGUUGACACUUGGUCAUCUGUGACAUUGACAUUGACACUGACACUGACAUUGACGUCGCACAGCACCCGCCCUCACUACACACCAUCAUGGAGCCCGGCCAAGGACUAUGGAAGAAGCGCAUCCUCGUGCCCUUUUGGAUUGUGCGAAUAUGCAUCAUGGUCUUUGUCAUUGCUGCGUAUGCCUACACGCUGCGCUCGCUGAGAGACCUGGAAGACUUUACUGAGCCGGCGGCAGGAAUGGUCGUUCUCUUCAUUCUCUUCGUGGUCGUGGUGCUGCUGAUCGACGUGCUCGCCAUCCUCCUCUUCCUUCGCGAUGCGCUCAAGCCAAACACGUUCCUGACAAUGAACUCGUUCCAGACGGGCUUCUGGGGCGGCGUCCUGGUCGUCGAGCUGGUAUCCAUUGGCCAAGGCGCCAGUGCUGUCGGGAUUGGAUUCAGCGUUUUUGUCUUCGUCACGUUUCUCGGACUUCUCGUCUACUCCUUCAUCGGCUACCGUCGCGCAAAGGCUGCCGGCCAGCGCGGCCAGUAUGCGCCUGCGCACAACCCGGCGCUCGCCACAGCAUACAGCGAACAGCACAGCACUGCAUACCACUCGCAGACGCAGCCUCCCGUCGAGGCGCAGGACCCUUAUCCGCCUGCAUACCAGGCUGGCGCAGCAGGCGAUUAUUACCAGCAGCAGCCCAUGAAGCCGGCGCACAUCGUCUGAGGCGGCGGUGCAAAUUCUUAUGGGCUGACGGCGUCUUGUUUCUCGGCAAAAUUAAUAAUAUGCCGGUACUGGAUAUGCGAAGCGCCUGUACGAGGAAGUGGUGCGGACAAAUCAUGGCGAGCAUGUUCCGGCACACUUGGGCCCGUCGUCAGUUGGCAUGCGGCCAUGACUUGGGGCGACGGGCAAAUGGCUGGAUAGACGCAAAUGACGCAACAGGGUGGCCUGUACCGUAUGCAUGCGACUCGCGUUGUGGGAGUAGUCGUGUUCUUUAUUUACACGGAGAGCAGAGUCGGACUGCAAGGCACGGCUGUGGCAGGGAUUGGUUUGGCCGCCGCCUGCGUUCCUGUGGGGAGCGGGCCGUUGUACCCAUGUACCUAGGGCCGGACAAGCAUCAGAUACGGGCAGGCGUCAAGGGAAAAUGGCUCGAACGGCAAUUUAUUUUUGC